AAAAAAAGAAAAAAAGAAAAAUUGAAACUUAUCCGCGGAGAGGGAAGUGAAGGCUUAGUAGCAACACAAUGACUGCCUGAGUUUACAAACACCAUGAAUUACAUUCCUGUUAUACGCGUGUGAGUGUGUGAGUGAGCGUGUCUCUGUGUAGGUGUGUGUUUAUCCACGGUCAUGAGCGCAGAGGGCACGCGCAGCUUUGUCGUUGCUGCCGUUGGUGUCCUACCAGCAUCUGCCCCCCCCCCCCUUUUUUCUUUUUUUUUUCUGGAAAUAAAAAUAGACCUCUGCUGAUCACCGGACUAUGUUUCGGCUACAUCACUUCCCGUCGGAAUAAUUUGCGCAACACUUUCAUUCUAAUCACCGAACCGCGGCCGCCGGAGCGCAAAUGCGCAUCGGUCUGCGCAUCUUUGAAUCUUCAGAACAACACUGUGGACAAUCUCUGUGACAUCCGAAGACCUCUCCUCCGCAAUCCGACGAGGCUUCUUCACCGCCUAUGGCUGCACAUCGGCGUCCCUGAGCCGCUGGCUUCGUCCGGGACCCUUCACCCACCGCUCUCCUCGAAAGGUCUUUGAAUCGGGGAGACAUUUCCACCAACAUUUUUUUUUCUUUUUCUAAAUUAUCCUCGACUGACUAUUUUUAGAAAAACCCGGUGCAAUGCUGGGCCCAUCUCUCUAGAUCUUGUGAUCAAUACACGAGCUCCUCUCCCACAUUCGUCCGGCCGAGACCCCCGGUACCCUCGCCGAGCCCCAACGAUGCAUCCUAACGCAGUGAUGCUGGCGCUGGUCCUUUUGGGGAACUUGAUGCUGCCUUUCACCUCGGCUCAAAACGCUGGGUUUGUGAAGUCGCCCAUGUCUGAGACUAAGCUUACGGGGGACACCUUUGAGCUGUACUGCGACGUGGUUGGUAACCCCACUCCAGAGAUCCAGUGGUGGUAUGCUGAGAUCAACCGAGCCGACUCCUUCAAGCAGCUGUGGGACGGAGCCCGCAAGCGUCGGGUAUCUAUCAACACGGCCUACGGCACAAAUGGGGUCAGUGUGCUUGGUAUCACGCGCCUCGUACUGGAGGACUCUGGGACCUAUGAGUGCCGGGCCAGCAACGACCCCAGGCGCAAUGACCUCCGACAAAACCCUGCCAUCACCUGGAUCCGCGCCCAGGCCACCAUUUCGGUGCUACAGAAACCAAAGAUCAGUGCCUCUGAUCAGACCAUCCUGUCAGCGGACACCUCUAGCAAACCAGUUACGCUGCAGUGUAACCUCACCACUGCCCACACUCCCCACAAGGAAAGCUUCUGGAUGAAGAAUGGACAGGAGAUCCCCAGUACACGGACAGAGCAGAGGAACACAGCAUACAGAAUCACUAAACCACGGGCAGAUGAUUCUGGGGAAUACAUGUGUGUUUACACGUUUGACAUGGCACCAAACGCAAAUGCUACAAUUGAAGUAAAAGCAAAACCUGAUAUCACUGGCCACAAGCGAAGUGAAAAUAAAAACGAGGGGGAAAAUGCAAUGCUCUACUGUAAGUCUGUUGGUUACCCACAUCCCACCUGGACAUGGCGUAAACUGGACGGAACAUCCUACACGGCACAUGACAUUGACAACUCCACUGGACGCUUCUUCAUCACUAACAGAGACAACUACACAGAGCUCAGCAUAUUAAACCUGGAUAUAACCACAGAUCCUGGAAUAUACGAAUGCAAUGCCACUAACGUGAUCGGAAACACUGCUGAGACCACUAUACUACGGGUGCGCAGCCAUCUCGCACCGCUUUGGCCUUUCCUGGGUGUGCUCGCAGAGAUUAUAAUCUUGGUAGUCAUCAUCGUUGUGUACGAGAAACGCAAGAGGCCAGAUGACAUUAUUGAUGAUGAUGAACCAGUUGGACCAAUGAAAACAAAUUCAACAAACAACCACAAGGACAAAAACAUUCGCCAGAGGAAUACAAAAUAAGCAAUUUACUCAAGUGAGAUGGCUAAACUGCAUUUUUUUGACAACAUGAAGGUAUCAGCGGUGGAAAGAGCUCCGAGCAGUUUUGGAAAAAGCAUAUCUUGUCUCAUUUUAUGAGAAACAAUAUCAGCAUAACACUGGCAACAAAAAGAACAUAAUGGCUGACUUAAGCAUGCCUUAUUCAGUCUUAAAUGGAGAUUUCAGGAUGACGAAUAAUGACUAAAUCCACCACAAAGGUGUACACAUUUUUAAUGUGCUGUUGAUGUCUCCUUUAUUAAUUUUAUCAUGUCCUCAAAUGAGGUGAUCCCUUUUGUAUUACAUAUCAUGUACAAUGCAUGCAAGAUAAUUACGCAAUAGGAUACUCAGAAUAGACAUUUUCUGUUGUUAUCCCUCGUGUGGCUUUUUUUGCAUCCAAAAUGACCUAUGUUUUUUAUGGAGUCACCCUUAUAUAUAUAUAUAUAUAUAUAUAUA
This is a messenger RNA of Xiphias gladius (swordfish), 2408 nucleotides long. RefSeq names its product neuroplastin b (gene nptnb). Gene Ontology annotation, cellular component: cell-cell junction. Gene Ontology annotation, biological process: cell-cell adhesion. Lineage: Eukaryota; Metazoa; Chordata; Actinopteri; Istiophoriformes; Xiphiidae. Gene Ontology annotation, molecular function: cell adhesion molecule binding. The record is from RefSeq and is a predicted model, not a curated record. The coding region runs from base 750 to 1940 and encodes 396 amino acids. The transcript is spliced from 9 exons.